UACGCAACUAUGCGUUUGAAAUUUCGGCACAUUUCUUUCUUCUUCCUCCUCCUUUUGAUUUGACGUAGCGAUUCGUUAACCGAGGAAGAUGAGUACGGUGGAACCGGAGCUUGAAGACCUCUUCCUGGAGAAGAAGCGUGUGAGGAAUCCCCUUGUCCCUGUCGGUGCCCUAAUGACAGCAGGAGUGCUAACAGCAGGGUUGAUUAGUUUCAGAAGAGGAAAUUCUCAGUUGGGUCAGGUUUUGAUGAGAGCUCGGGUGGUCGUCCAGGGUGCUACGGUUGCUCUUAUGGUCGGAACCGCCUAUUACUACGGCGAUAAUCCUUGGAAGAAAUAGACAUGAAAAGCUCAUGCUUCCCUUAUACUGCGUAAAAAAAUCUGCCCGUCUUGUGAGGAUUGUAUAACUUUGCCAGUGCAGAUUCCUGCCUUAUGAUCUUUGCAUAACCAAAGAACAGAGACAGUGUUUUGUAUCUUUUUCAGAAAGUUGAUUAUUUAUUGAUUUGGGUAAAUUCCUCUGAACAUGUCAAGUUAUAUAAGCUGAGAAGCGAGGCGAUUUGGUCUUGAAAUGA
Tarenaya hassleriana is the source of this 566-nucleotide messenger RNA. RefSeq names its product RING-H2 finger protein ATL48. Lineage: Eukaryota; Viridiplantae; Streptophyta; Magnoliopsida; Brassicales; Cleomaceae. Bases 89 to 334 code for a protein of 81 amino acids. The transcript has 2 exons. The record is from RefSeq and is a predicted model, not a curated record.